AUGGUUUACAAAGAUGAGAUUAUCAAGUAUAAAUUAAAGUAUUCGGAUAAAAAAUCAUAUUAUAUUCAUACAAUAAAUGAAUGGGCCCAAAUAAAUCACUGCGAAUUUUUUAAUACUUUUGUUUAUCAGUGUAAUAACAUUUCAGACGAACUUGUACUUGAAGCAUACAACGAUCCAAGAGUAUUGAAGAUAGAACCAAUCCAAAAUAUACAAUUACAAAACAGAUUUUCUGUUGGUCUAUUGCAAAACGGUAUCGAUAAGGUUCAGAGAAUUAACAAUAUGUAUCAAACAGAUAGAACAAUAACAAAAAUGGGUAUAACUGGCAAAAAGCAAGUAGUUACUAUUAUUGAUACUGUGUUGGAUGUCAACCAUACAUUCUUUUAUGAUCCAUAUCAUAAAGUAUCAUCUUCAAUGAACUCACAGCAUAGAAAGGUUGUUAAAUACUUUAGCUUAUUUGAUAAUCACGAUGCAAUUAAUGGUCAUGGUACUCAUAUAGCAGGAAUUGUUGCAGGAAAAGCAUUAGAAUCAGACUCAAUGCAGUCACUAUAUAGUGGGGUAGCAGAAGGAGCUAAAUUACAUGUGAUCGAUAUUGGAAAUGAUAAAAAUGAGAUAACUGUCACUCCAAACCCCAACACUUUCCAGGAAAAUAUGAAAGAUACUACAUCAAAAAUACAAACUUCAAGCUGGGGGUUCGAUAAUAAUAACCUUUUACGAAAUUCAUUUGAUGAAAUUGCGUUCAACAAUCAAGAUACAGUUUAUAUUGCAUCAGCUGGAAAUAGAAAAUCAGCCAUGUCUGUUUUCCCACCAGGAAAUUCUAAAAACUUUAUAACAGUGGGAGCUUUAGCUGAUUCAACAGUGAGUUCUUUCACUGAUACUGCUGAUAUAUAUGUUACGAAUGGAGAAACCAAGAUAAAAGUGCUCGAUCCACAGAAAUUCAUGAGCAAAUAUUCUGGUCCUCAGUAUGUUUUAACAGAUUUAACUGUUUCUUCUGAUUCAGCCUCCAGAGAUACAGCAUAUGUAUGUACACAAAAUGAGUGUCCACUAAUUCAAGGCCAUACGUUUAGAAUGAUGGUUUCCUUCGCAAAACCAAAUUAUGAAUCUCCAUAUCCAUUUUUGAUUACAGAAACAAAGAGUCAAAUUGAUAUGAUAGCUAAAUGGACGACACUAUCUGUGAUUAUGGAACCAUCCAAAACACGUGAACUACAAGUUGCAGAUUUUUCUUCUUGGGGACCAACUGAGGAAGGCAUACUUAAACCAGAAGUAAUAGCUCCAGGAACUAGCAUUGUUUCGGCUAAAUCUCUUGGUAAGCAUGAUUAUCAUCCAUUAAUCAACGAAGAAAACCUUGUCAAGCAAGAAGGAACAUCAAUGGCAGCUCCAAUGGUUGCUGGUCUUGCAGCUCUUAUCAAGGAUUACUUCUAUGAUGGCUUUUAUCCGACAUUAUCACCAAAAAUUCAACAUUCUAAGAAUCCUUCUGGAUAUUUGGUAAAAGCUAUGAUAAUUAAUGGAUGCACAAGUACAACAGGCGCUAUUGUAGACAACAAAUCUGGAUUUGGUCUUGUGAAUGCUGAAAAAUCUUUAGGUUUCGGAUCAAACAAAGGAAUCAGGGUUACAGAUAACAUUCCGAUUGGAAAGAAAAAGCAUAUAUCAUCCAAAAUCAAAACAGAUACAAAACAGGAUCUUUCCAUUACGAUUUCAUAUGUCGAGCCUCCUCUUCAGAAUUCAAACAUUCCAUUGAAUAUCGGCUUGAAUCUGAUUGUUGAGGAUUCGAAAGGUAAAUCAUAUUUUGCAAAUGGUUUAGAAGAAGAUCGUGAAGAAGAAUUUACAACCAAUCAUAGAGUUUUUAUUCCAAAUGCUCCGCCUGAUACUUACAAAAUCCAUGUCUAUUCGCAAAAUUAUAUGCAAUCUGUUUCGGUAGCAAAAUUUGCGAUAGUAAUCACAGGCGGAUUUAAGCAAGAUGACUAUUAUACCAAUCCUGUUUCAUUAACAUUCUCUGAUGAAGAGAAUUGCCCUUCAAACUGCAACUCUGGAACAUGCAAUUCAGGAUUCUGUAGUUGCCCGUAUGAUAAACGUGGCCUAGCUUGCCAAACUUAUAUCGCUGAAGCUCCACCAAAUAAAGAUUAUGUUUACAAUGCCUCUUCUAGAUAUGUAAACUGGAUGAGAUUAGCAAUUACAGAUAAGACAAACGUCAGUUUCAUUAUGUUUGGUAUAGGUGUUAAUCCAUUAAUUGCAAUAUCAGAUUCGAAUAAUGUUAAACUUGAAGAGGCAAGAACUGCUAAAUUCCAAUUUUCACUUUCUGCUCAACAGACAAGGAAACAAGAGUUUCGUGGUCACUGGCUAUAUUUUGGGUUCUUUAAUCCAAGUGCUACAGAGAGAUCAGAGCUUCCAAUUCGAAUUGAGGCUGAUUUCGCUCCAGGAAGUUUAGUUAACUCUUCAUUGCCAGAAUAUAAACAAAAAGAAGGAUCAACUGCGGCUUCGGCUCCAAAAUCAGAAAGCCUAGAUAAAUAUAUUGCAAUCGUUGCUGUUACUUUCUUUGCAGUUUUAGGCAUUGCAUUAUUAAUCAUGACAAUCGUAAUUAUUGUUAGAAAGAGGAGAGAAAUUGCCAUGAUUGAAGAUGAGCUAAGUAAAAAGAAACAGCAAUCUUCACCUAACUCCAAAAAUAAUUCCCCACCGAAAACACUUAAGAGAAGUCAAACAAAUCGAGCAAAACCAGCUGAGCCAGAGAAUAUUGUUGAAGAACGACCUUCUCCUGUUCCUAAAUCAGAAUCUGUUUCAGCACUUCAAAGAAUGCAAGAGAGAAGAAGAAGACAGUUAGAAAAAGUUACCACUGAUUCUGAAAAUUCCGAAAGAGAUUAA
This is a messenger RNA of Trichomonas vaginalis G3, 2853 nucleotides long. Its product is annotated as peptidase S8 family. The transcript has a single exon. Gene Ontology annotation, molecular function: serine-type endopeptidase activity. NCBI's taxonomy places the organism in Eukaryota, Parabasalia, Trichomonadida, Trichomonadidae. Bases 1 to 2853 code for a protein of 950 amino acids. Gene Ontology annotation, biological process: proteolysis. The record is from RefSeq and is a predicted model, not a curated record.